GCAUCCGGAUACAGUUUACGACCUCAAGAACAAGUUGCGAUGUUCGAUCUUUAACUGCAAGUUUUGGAGCCUUUGACGAAGAAACGAGUUUCGUCGAGUUGACCAUUCUACAAUUCCUGGUCUUGCCGGCGGAGGGAUGAGAUCAGUUGCUGUCGCUGUCAACGGCGGCUCCAGCGCUGGCAGGGGUAGCCGGCGAGCCGUCCAGUGGGCGUUGGAGAAUCUUAUGCCUCAAGCCGAUAAGUUCAUCUUAGUUCACGUUAUGCCUAUAAUCACUUCUAUUCCAACGCCAUCUGGAGACUGUAUCCCUAUUAUGGAUCUAGAUGCCAACGUGGCAACAGCUUACGUACAGGAUGUGAAGGAGAAGUUCGAGAAAAUCUUUAUUCCAUUCAAGAAACUCUGCAAAGCGGGCACAGUUGAAACUUUAUUGCUAGAAGAUGACAAUCCUGCAACCGCACUACUUAAAUAUAUAUCCGAAUCAGAGAUUCAAAUAUUAGUGUUGGGAACUGACUCUUCAAAUUUUUUAACAAGGAAGCUAAAAGGACCAGGGAUACCAACGACCGUUCUAAGAUGUGCCCCAGACACUUGUGACGUAUAUCUUGUAGCUAGAGAUAGAACUAUAUCAAAAUUAGCUGAUUCUUCGUCUUCUCCUCCAUGUGAGACUAGCUCUAGCUACUUCAUGUCUGCACAAGGCAAUAAAGGAGACGUCAAUGCUGGCUUUGGUAGAGAAAUGACUGGACUCAAUUCUUCCGCAAGAGGACCUGAAUUUCUCACAAACAUAUUCCCAUCAAUGUCAGAGUGGAGUUUCAUAGGUUCGCAAACAUCUACUCCCGCAUAUUCUCUUAAAAAUCCCACUAUAAAUGAAGACAAUCUAGAGAGCUUAGAGAUGAUGCUGAAACUGCAAGCAUCUACUCAUUUGAUUCCAUGGCUUCUGCACAAUGUGAAGAAUCAUGCAAGAAGUAAGCAGCUGCAGCUGGAGUUACAGAGUACUAUUGUCAUGUAUAAACAGGUUUGUCAAGAGUUGGCUCUUGCUCAAAGUAAGGUUCAUUUACUUUCAUCUGAAUGUCUUGAAGAAUCAAGAAGAGUAAAUGAUUCCCUGAAAAGAGAGGAGACUUUGAGAAAGAUUGCUGCUGAAGAAAAAGAAAAGUAUUUAAAAGUCAUGAAGGAACUUGAGGAGGCAAAAAUUAAGUACGCAAAAGAAUCAUAUGAAAGGCAGAUGGCUGAACUUAAUGUCCUCAAAGAAUCCGUAGAAAGGAAGAGAAUAAUUGAUACAUUGCUCUCAAGUGACAAGAGGUACAGAAAGUACACUAUGGACGAAAUUACAGAAGCAACAAACAACUUCUCUGAGGAUCUUUUAAUUGGUGAAGGAGGUUAUGGGAAGGUUUAUAAGUGCAGCCUUGAUCACACUGCAGUAGCUGUAAAGGUUCUGCACCAGGAUGCAAUGAACAAGAAAGAGGAGUUUCUGAAGGAGGUUGAGAUUCUGAGUCAGCUACACCAUCCACACAUGGUUUUGCUGCUAGGAGCCUGUCCUGAAACUGGCUGCCUUGUUUAUGAAUACCUGGAAAAUGGAAGCCUUGAUGACUAUCUUUCCAGUAACAGUGGGAAACCACCACUUCCUUGGUUCAUUCGAUUCCGUAUAGCUUUUGAAGUGGCUUGUGGGUUAUCAUUUUUGCAUAAUUCAAAGCCUGAGCCAAUUGUUCAUCGAGACAUGAAACCAGGAAACAUCUUGCUGGACAGAAAUUAUGUGAGCAAAAUUUCAGAUGUUGGAUUGGCUAAACUCCUUUCAGACAUCAUACCUGACGAUAUCACUGAGUACAGAGAAUCUGUUCUUGCUGGGACUCUGCAUUACAUGGAUCCAGAGUAUCAGAGAACUGGCACUGUCCGACCAAAAUCAGAUGUAUAUGCAUUGGGAAUUGUAACUCUUCAAUUGAUAACUGGUCGCCACGCACGUGGAGUCAUUUUGGCUGUUGAAAAUGCGGUUAAAAAUGGCUCCUUCUCUCGUAUUUUAGAUAAAUCAGCUGGAGAUUGGCCACUGACUGAGACAGAAGAGUUGGCUCAAAUUGCCCUAAGAUGCUCAGCACUGAGAUGCAGAGAUAGGCCAGAUCUUGAUACUGAAGUUCUUCCUCUACUCAAAAGAAUCUGUGGUGUGGCAAAUGCUACUGCAAAAGUGGGAAGAAAUCGCAUGUGCCAACCAAGUCAAUAUUAUUGUCCAAUUCUUCAGGAAGUAAUGGAUGAUCCACAUAUUGCUGCUGAUGGUUUUACAUAUGAGCACAGAGCAAUCAAGGCAUGGCUCAGUAAACACAAUGUAUCGCCUGUAACUAAGCUUACACUGCAGCAUUCUACAUUGAUUCCAAACCAUACCUUACGUUCUGCCAUUCAGGAGUGGAAAUCGGGACAGAAGUGAAGCAAACCUUAUGGUGGAAUUUGAUGUGUGAAACAUCUUAGUUUUCCUAGCAUUUAAAAGAUGUUUGAUCAUACCAAAUAUGGAGGGAAGUUUCUUGUUUGUGCCCAGAAUUUCUCUUACCACACAUUUCAACUUUAGCAUCUCAUAAAACUGUCAUAAUUUGAAUGGCGUAAAAGGAUUGCAGAACUUCACAGAAGUUGAGGUUUUGUCUUGCUGUAAUGGUGUAAAUUGUCUUUUUUUUUUUUUCCCAGUUGUAAAUAACUUUUUUCCCAAGCCACUGUGUGUAGCUCAUCAGAGAUAUGUCAGAUAUUUAAGAGCCAUUUAUGCUUUGUUGUAUGUC
Messenger RNA from Prosopis cineraria, 2741 nucleotides. RefSeq names its product U-box domain-containing protein 34. The transcript has 9 exons. Bases 137 to 2401 code for a protein of 754 amino acids. Gene Ontology annotation, biological process: protein ubiquitination; protein phosphorylation. Gene Ontology annotation, molecular function: ubiquitin-protein transferase activity; protein kinase activity; ATP binding. Lineage: Eukaryota; Viridiplantae; Streptophyta; Magnoliopsida; Fabales; Fabaceae. The record is from RefSeq and is a predicted model, not a curated record.